AUGCUCAAAGAAGCCCAUCUAGUCUCUGAGGCCCAUGAUCAAAUCUGCCCAAUAAGUGUCAAAAUCUUCUCUAUUAAGUCAGUGGUUAAGCAUAAUCAUAGGAUAAGCCAAUUACCUGAUCAUUUGAUAUGUCAGAUUCUUUCUCAUCUUCCCACAAAGGAAGCUGUAAGAACAAGUAUCUUAUCCACAAGAUGGAGAAAUCUUUGGCAAUUGGUUCCUGUAUUGGAUUUAAACGGCCGCGAGUUCCGGUUAUUUGUGAGUUUCGUUGGCAGGUUUUUUGACAUCCACAAAGACUCAUGUAUACAAAAACUAUGUUUACGUAUUAGUGAUCAAGCUGGUAAGUCGUAUCUCACCUCAUGGAUAGAUCUUGUGACUAGGCGUAGGAUUCAGCAUAUUGAUAUUAGUCAUGUUUUUUACCGUCCUGAAUUCGGUGACAUACCCCUGAGCUUGUAUACUUGUGAUACACUGGUACACUUACGACUCUCUCUACUCACCAUGGUUAAUGUCGAGUUUGUUUCCUUACCUUGUCUGAAGAUCCUGCAUUUAGAGUUUGUUAAAUAUACCAACGAGACCACGUUGGAUAAACUGAUCUCAUGCUCUCCAGUUUUAGAAGAUUUAACCAUUGCAAAAUAUUCUGAAGAUAAUGCAAAUGUUCUACAAGUACGCUCUCAGACACUAAAGAGAGUCGACAUACAUGGGUGGUUUGAUCGACAUACUAGACUUGUUAUCGAUACUCCUCUACUCCAGUUUUUGAUGAUUCAAACUCACUCAAUAAAGAACAUUGAUUUCAUCAAUCUAGGUUUCACUGCCAAGGUAGAUAUGGACGCUAACUGGCUCACUACUUUGGAUCCAAACGACUUAUCCAACAGAAGCAUGAUGCGCGAUUUCUUCACCAGUAUUUCAAGGGUCAAGUCUCUAGUCAUUAGUUAUGCUACUAUCAAGGACAUCUUUUGUUACAUGGAACAAUUGAGUGCUGUUUGUUCUAUUUCUAAUCUGGAAAUGUUGCUAAAUCUUCUUAAGAGCUGCCCGAAACUAGAAUCUCUCAGCUUGAAAUUGUUUAACUAUAAAAAGAAGAAAAAAGCAGAGGUGAUGUCUUCGACAGUGCCACCGUGUUUGGUAUCGUCGCUUAAGUUUGUUAAAUUGGAAAGUCAUGAGCUCUUUGGAUGUGGAACAGAAUUGAAAGUAGCAAGGUACUUCCUCGAGAAUUCAACAAUUCUGGAGAAAUUGACUCUAAGGAAUGAUUAUUGGGAGGAAAAUGUAAACCACAUUCGCCAGACACUCCAUGCAAUACCAAGAUGCUCUAGUACUUGUGAAGUUGUUCUUCUUUAG
Messenger RNA from Arabidopsis lyrata subsp. lyrata, 1329 nucleotides. Its product is annotated as F-box/FBD/LRR-repeat protein At5g53840. NCBI's taxonomy places the organism in Eukaryota, Viridiplantae, Streptophyta, Magnoliopsida, Brassicales, Brassicaceae. The record is from RefSeq and is a predicted model, not a curated record. Gene Ontology annotation, molecular function: protein binding.